AUGGCUACUAGAACGCAGUUUGAGAACUCCAACGAGGUGGGUGUCUUCUCGAAACUAACAAAUUCUUAUUGUUUGGUCACCGUUGGUGGAUCCGAGAACUUUUACUCUGCCUUCGAAGCUGAGCUGGGCGAUGCGAUCCCUAUCGUGCACACCACCAUUGCAGGGUGCCGUAUAGUGGGCAGAAUGUGUGCAGGUAACCGUAGAGGUCUGCUGGUGCCCACACAGACCACCGACCAGGAACUACAUCAUCUCAGAAACAGUUUGCCAGACAGCGUAAAGAUCCAGAGGGUGGAAGAGCGCUUGUCGGCUUUGGGAAACGUGAUCUGCUGUAACGACUACGUGGCCCUUGUGCAUCCCGAUAUCGACCGUGAGACCGAGGAGCUGAUUGCCGAUGUAUUGGGCGUGGAAGUUUUCCGUCAAACCAUCUCUGGUAACGUGCUAGUGGGCUCCUACUGUGCGCUCAGCAACCAGGGCGGUCUGGUGCACCCACAGACGACCGUGCAGGACCAGGAAGAAUUGUCGUCUUUGCUGCAAGUGCCACUAGUGGCCGGUACCGUGAACCGCGGUUCUUCCGUGGUGGGUGCGGGUAUGGUGGUGAACGACUACCUGGCCGUGGCCGGUCUGGACACCACUGCUCCAGAACUCAGCGUUAUCGAGAGCAUUUUCCGUCUGCAGGACGCCCAGCCAGACUCGAUCUCGGGCAACUUGCGUGACACUUUGAUCGAAACCUACUCUUGA
Messenger RNA from Lachancea sp. 'fantastica', 738 nucleotides. The record is from the annotation of a GenBank genome assembly. Lineage: Eukaryota; Fungi; Ascomycota; Saccharomycetes; Saccharomycetales; Saccharomycetaceae.